Nestor notabilis (Kea) is the source of this 3039-nucleotide messenger RNA. It is a transcript of the gene ATP8B3, whose product is annotated as ATPase, aminophospholipid transporter, class I, type 8B, member 3. The record is from RefSeq and is a predicted model, not a curated record. Gene Ontology annotation, biological process: Golgi organization; phospholipid translocation. Gene Ontology annotation, molecular function: ATP hydrolysis activity; magnesium ion binding; ATPase-coupled intramembrane lipid carrier activity. The annotation marks the transcript as partial. Gene Ontology annotation, cellular component: plasma membrane. Lineage: Eukaryota; Metazoa; Chordata; Aves; Psittaciformes; Psittacidae. The transcript is spliced from 23 exons.
CAAAGUGACAGAAACAUCAACAGCAGGCCGUGUGAGAUCCUGUCUGGGAAGAGCUUCCGCUGGCAGAAGUGGCGCGACAUCUGCGUUGGGGACAUCGUCCGCCUGCGUAAGGAGAGCUUCGUCCCGGCCGACAUGCUCUUGCUGUGCAGCUCGGAGCCCAGCAGCCUGUGCUACGUGGAGACCGCCGACAUCGAUGGGGAGACAAACCUGAAGUUCAGACAAGCCCUUCUGGUCACCCACCAGGAGCUGGUGAGGGAAGAGAGCAUGGCUGGCUUUGAUGGGAGAGUGACCUGCGAGGAGCCCAACAGCCACAUGCACAGCUUCACGGGCACGCUGGCCUGGAGGGGGGACACCUACCCCCUUGACAGCGAGAGGAUCUUGCUGCGAGGCUGCAGGCUUCGCAACACCGAUGUCUGCUACGGCUUGGUUAUCUACGCAGGAUUUGAUUCCAAAAUUAUGAGGAACUGUGGAAAGAUCAAGCUGAAGAAAACCAAGCUGGACCACAUGAUGGACCGGUUGGUGAUCAUAAUCUUCGUGGUGCUGUUGGUCAUGUCACUGUGCCUCGCCAUUGCCUCUGGGUUCUGGGCCAGGACGUUCCAGGAGAAGCACAGCUACCUCUCUGCUCUUUACAAGCACACAACUCCUGCCCAGCAGGCCUUCUUCAACUUCUGGGGCUUCACGAUCCUCCUGAGCAUCAUCAUACCCAUGUCCAUGUAUAUUAUGCUUGAAUUCAUCUAUCUGGUGAACAGCUUUUUUAUCAACUGGGAUCUGGAGAUGUAUUACGCUGUCAAGGACAUUCCAGCAAAAGCCAGAAGCACCAGCCUCAAUGAUCAGCUUGGCCAGAUUGAAUAUAUCUUCUCGGACAAGACUGGCACCUUGACACAGAACAUUAUGAGCUUCAAGAAAUGCUGUGUCAAUGGGACUGUCUAUGGUAUGGGCCAUGAGGACAGCCAGCCAUCGGGGUCGGGGUUGACCUGGAGCCGCCAUGUGGAGAAGAAGUUGGACUUCUGCGAUGUGACACUGCUGGAAGCCGCCCGGCGGGACCAUGACCCUGGGCUGAGGCUGCUGGCCCUCUGCCACACCGUCAUGGUGGAGGAGAAGGGCGACCAGCUGGUUUACCAGGCAGCUUCACCAGACGAAGAAGCACUGGUGCUGGCAGCCAGGAACUUGGGGUAUGUCUUUCUGGCCCGAACACGAGACACCAUCACCAUCAGUGAGCUGGGGAAGAAGAGGGUGUACGAAGUGCUGGCCAUGCUGGACUUCAACAGCGAUCGCAAGAGGAUGUCUGUCUUAGUGCGAGACCCCGAGGGCACAAUCCGUCUCUACACCAAGGGGGCUGACACAGUCAUCCUGGAGAGACUGCAGAGGCGAGGGCCCAAUGAGACCUUCACUGAGAGGGCACUGGAUCGUUUUGCAGAGGAGACACUGCGGACUUUAUGCCUGGCCAGUAAGGAGGUGAGCGAGGUCGAGUACAGUGACUGGAGCAGGAGGCACCGUGAGGCCAGCAUCCUGCUGCAGGGUCGCGCACAGGAGCUGGACAAGCUGUACGAGGAGAUGGAGCAGAACCUGCAGCUGCUUGGGGCCACAGCCAUUGAGGACAAGUUGCAAGAUGGAGUCCCUGAAACCAUCCAGCUGCUGAAACUGGGCAACAUUAAAGUGUGGGUGCUGACAGGAGACAAACAAGAGACUGCCAUGAACAUUGGCUACGCGUGCAAGCUGCUCACGGACGACAUGGAGAUCCUGGAGGAGAAGGAGAUCAGUGAGAUCCUUGGGGCUCACUGGGUUAGCAACAACAACUCCAGCGGCAGUGGGGAAGCCCAGUCCAGCAGCUGCCUCUCCCAGCAGUGCCCCAGUGCUUCACACCACAAGAAGAGAGCCAUCAUCAUCAGCGGGGACUUCCUGGACAAAAUCCUCCACACGGGAGAGGUGCUGAAGGAGAAGCGGCGGCUGUGGCGGCGGCUGGCUUUCUGCAGGGCUGUGGGCUCAGAGCAACAGGGCAGUCUGGUGGAGAAGGCCUUUGUGGACUUGGCCACCAGCUGCCAGGCGGUGAUCUGCUGCAGGGUGACCCCCAAGCAGAAAGCUCUCAUGGUGCAGCUGGUGAAGAAGCACAAGAAGGCCAUCACUCUGGCCAUCGGGGAUGGGGCCAACGAUGUCAACAUGAUCAAAACCGCUGACAUCGGGGUGGGCAUCAGUGGGCUGGAGGGCGCACAAGCCGUGCAGUGCAGCGACUAUGCCCUGGCCCAGUUCUCCUACCUCCAGCGCCUCCUGCUCGUCCACGGCCGCUGGGCUUACCUUCGCAUCUGCAAGUUCCUCCGCUGCUUCUUCUACAAGACCUUUGCUGGCCUCAUGGCCCAGGUCUGGUUCGCUUUCCACAGUGGAUUCACAGCUCAGUCUCUGUACGAGGGCUGGUUCCUUGCACUCUACAACAUUUUCUACACUGCCUACCCUGUGCUGUCCAUGGGCCUUCUGGAGCAGGACGUGAGUGCCAAGAAGAGCCUGGAGUUUCCUGAGCUCUAUGUGGUUGGGCAGCAGGAUGAGCUCUUCAACUACCGUGUUUUUGGCGUCACCCUCCUGCACGGGGUCAGCACCUCACUCACCAGCUUCUACAUCGCACUCUGGGCCUUCGAGGACCAUGUUGGCAGCAAGGCUGUUGGUGACUACGAGUCCUUUGCUGUCACGGUGGGCACAUCAGCGCUGCUGUCGGUCCUCAUGGAGAUCAUCCUGGACACUAAGUUCUGGACAGUGUUGUCCUUCAUGAUGGUCACUGCCAGCCUGCUGCUCUUCUGCCUCUUCUCCUUCCUGACCCAAAGCAUCGAUGCCUUCAGGAUAGCCCCUGCCAUCUUCUCCUUCCCAGAUGCCAGCCGGAAUGCCCUGACCGACCCCUACAUCUUGCUUGUGGUCCUGCUGUCCCUCGUGGUGAACACUAUCCCCUCACUGACCAUCCACCUGUACCACACCAUGACAGGCAAAACCACCAUCCAGCAGGUGAGCAUCUCCUUGCAGAAGAUCCGUUUAAAGGCCAAGCGGGUGCCGGAGCCC